Cygnus atratus (black swan) is the source of this 1162-nucleotide messenger RNA. RefSeq names its product leucine rich repeat containing 39 (gene LRRC39). The transcript is spliced from 7 exons. Gene Ontology annotation, molecular function: protein binding. The coding region runs from base 162 to 1151 and encodes 329 amino acids. The record is from RefSeq and is a predicted model, not a curated record. Lineage: Eukaryota; Metazoa; Chordata; Aves; Anseriformes; Anatidae.
ACUUAAAUACAUUAACUAUGCCUAAUGAUGUAAUUGAGUAGGUAUGGCAAUACUUUAGUUUUCAUGCCACUCUUCCCAUCUGGUAGCUGUUACAUACGUUGAUGAAUUGAGCCUGAAAUUACAGUCAGAUUCCCGUGGCUGAACCUGAACAUGUAAGAAUCAUGACUGAAACUGCAGUUUGUAUUGGAUCAUUCUCUGCUGUGAAGACACUUUGGGAAGUAAGAAUACACAAGAUAAAUGAAGAAUUACAGAAAGAAAAGGAAUUCAGACAGAGGCUACUGCUUGUCUGGGAGGAGAGAGCGGCUUUAGCAAAGCUCAAAGAAAAAAUAAUUAAUGAAGAUGGAAGAGCAAUUUUAAGGAUAGAAGAAGAAGAAUGGAAGACAUUACCUUCAUGUUUAUUGAAACUACUCCAUCUCCAGGAAUGGCAGCUUCACAGAACUAGCUUGCAGAAAAUUCCUCAGUUCAUUGGAAGAUUUCACAAUCUUGUUGUUCUGGAUCUAUCCCGGAAUUCGAUAGAAAGUAUACCUAAAGAAAUUGGCCAGCUGACUAGCCUCCAAGAGCUGCUUCUCAGUUACAAUAGAAUAAAGUCAGUUCCUAAAGAAAUAAGUAAUUGCAUCAGCCUGGAAAGAUUGGAACUGGCUGUCAACAGGAAUAUCUGUGAUCUCCCUUCUCAGUUAAGUGAAUUAAAGAAGCUUUCACACAUAGAUUUGUGCAUGAAUCAGUUUACUACCCUCCCUUCAGCUCUUCUCAACAUGCCAAAUCUAGAGUGGUUAGAUAUGGGGGGAAAUAAACUCCAGGAGCUUCCUGAUGCAAUUGACAGAAUGGAAAAUCUCCAUACCUUAUGGCUCCAAAGGAAUGAAAUAAACGCUUUGCCAGAAACCAUUGGUAAUAUGAAAAAUCUUAGUACUCUUGUUCUUAGCAACAACAAACUUAAGGAUAUUCCUGCUUGUAUGAAGCACAUGACAAAUCUGAGAUUUGUCAACUUCAGAGACAAUCCACUGCAGUUAGAGAUCACACUCCCUCCAUGUGAGAAUACAGAAGAGGAGGAGCAACAGGAAAUGUACGGCAUUGAAUUCAUGCACUUGUAUAUUCAGGAGUCACUGAAGAAAACAGGUAUGGUUUCUUUUCAAAUUCCAAUCCCUCUGGAAUAGAGUGAGGAAGG